AUGCUUUGUCUUUGGUUCUUAUGGCUCCUGGCUGCUUGGGGUCAGACAUGUAGCCCCGAAAACCGAGCUGUCCGUCGAGAAUGGGGAUCCCUCUCGAGAGAUGAGCGUCUUGACUACAUUAGUGCUGUUCAUUGCAUGCGACAGAAUCCCCCGAUUCUACCCCAGGAUCAAUAUCCUGGGGUCCGGCAUCGAAUGGAUGAUUUUGCAGCAACUCAUAUCAAUUAUACACUCAAUAUCCAUUUGAGUGGGAUCUUCUUUGGCUGGCACCGCCGGUUUGUCUGGCUGUGGGAAAGGGCGAUGCGGGAGGAAUGUGGUUACCAGGGCUAUCAACCAUAUUGGAACUGGGCGCUCUCCGCCAACAAUCUAUCCGCCAGUCCACUGUUUGACGGCAGCGACACUUCCCUCUCUGGGGACGGGGACCCAGUUGAGAAUUCCAAGUCAACCAUGAUUCUCUUGCCGACAAAUGUUACGAUUCCCAAUGGAUCCGGCGGCGGAUGCGUUAACACAGGCCCGUUUGCCGGCAUGACUCUCAAUCUUCCUGAUCUUGACUCCGCUCCCGGCGACGUAUUCCCGGAGAAUGCCUUUGCCUAUACCCCCCGCUGCCUGACGCGUAACCUAAACUCUUUCAUUGCUCAGUCAUUCACAAGCCAGACGGACAUCGAUCGGCUGCUGUCCUCGCCCAACAUUAAGUCCCUGCAACACACUAUGGACGUGAGCGUAUGGCCGGAGCUCAGCGAGGCGGAGAUCAUGGGGCCCCAUGCCGCAGCGCAUAUGCAGCUUGGGCGGGCGAUGGACGACUUUUGGACCGCGCCGCAGGAGCCUGCGUUUAUGCUACAUCACGCGAUGGUGGACCGAGUGUGGACACUCUGGCAGGCGCAGGAUCCGGGAAAUCGCCAGUAUGCACUGAAUGGGACCAGUACGAUGGGGAAUUUGCCCAAGACUCCGGAGGUUGAUCUGGAUACCCAAGUUACGUGGGGCCCGUUGGGCGGGAAUAGGACCCUGGGGGAGGUGAUGAGCACUGAGGCGUACGAGUUCUGUUACGAGUAUGACGACUAG
Molecule: messenger RNA, 1056 nt
Organism: Aspergillus clavatus NRRL 1
Lineage: Eukaryota; Fungi; Ascomycota; Eurotiomycetes; Eurotiales; Aspergillaceae
Product: tyrosinase family protein
Exons: 4
Coding region: 1-1056 (351 amino acids)
Molecular function (GO): oxidoreductase activity
Source: RefSeq, a predicted model, not a curated record